Messenger RNA from Asterias rubens (European starfish), 5945 nucleotides. RefSeq names its product hyalin-like. The transcript is spliced from 16 exons. Bases 136 to 3453 code for a protein of 1105 amino acids. NCBI's taxonomy places the organism in Eukaryota, Metazoa, Echinodermata, Asteroidea, Forcipulatida, Asteriidae. The record is from RefSeq and is a predicted model, not a curated record.
UACAUGGUACGAACCGGUUGCGCCUCAGUUGUCAGGAGUAAUUUCUCAUAUCUGGAGGCAUGAUUAUAUUUUAUCGUUCAGGAUAUAUGGAUUUUAAGUUGGCGUAGACUGUAUGUUUGGCAAUCGUUUGGAAAUAUGGAAGGACUUGACUCAAUUCGGUUUGGAUUCAGAGUGCUGCUGUUGAUUAUUGGAGUGCUGAGGCUACCACCAACUGCACAUUGCCAGGUAGUACCAGAACUGUAUGGCUGUCCGGACGACAUCAUAACGGGCACAGAGCAAGGCACGACGUACGCAAUAGUUUCGUGGUAUCCCCCAAUUGCACAGGGUGGGACGAGUACAACGACCGUCACUCAAGUCACAAACUACACGCCCGGAGAUGCCUUCAACAUCGGGGAUACAACGGUGGUGUACACGCUGAACGACAUCACGCUGCAAGUGACGAUAAAUUGUUCAUUUGUCAUUGAAGUAAAAGACCUCGAGCUACCAGUAUUCACAAAUUGUCCAACGGAUUUUACAAGAUCUAAAGUUUCGCCAGAUCCUGAGCUCGGCGUAUUAGUCACAUGGAUUGAACCAAUAGCUACAGACAAUGCAGGUCAGGUGACUAUCACAUCCAAUUACAGACCAGAUCAGCCAUUCAAAGACGGCAUUUGGCGAGUACAAUACAGUGCAACCGACUUUUCUGGAAACAUCGGAUCCUGUGUUUUUGAUAUCACUGUUUAUGUCGGCCUCUUACAGGAAUGCCCUGAAAGCAUAAAUCAAGAUACAGAUAUUGGAAAGAGCUAUGCAACAGUGACUUGGACAGAACCGCUCAUUCGUAACUUUGACCCAUUGGUGGAUGUACUCGAUCAGAACUAUGAGUCUGGAGACAUGUUUCCUGUGGGAACCUGGGUCAUUCUGUAUCAACUACGGGAUGUUAAUUCUCAGCUGGAAGAGACCUGUUCUUUUGUUGUUAGAGUUGAAGAUAACGAAAGACCUGUAUUCCUCAGCUGCCCAUCGAACAUUGCUGCAGAACUGUCUUCAUCGAUGGAACCCACAGUAGUCGUCACUUGGCAACCUCCAGAAGUGACAGACAAUUCAGGAUCCUUCAGUCUUGCAUCUUACUCUAACUCUGGUGAUUCUUUUAGAAUUGGUGACACAGUUGUGCGUUAUACUGCCUCGGAUUCCUAUGGCAAUGAGGCAAUCUGUGAAUUCAAUGUGAAAGUAACAGAUGUGAGGGAUGUUGAAUUUACCAUGUGCCCAGAUGACAUCAUCAAAACUUUGCUGAUUGGCCAAUCAAGAAUAUUCAUUGCAUGGCAGGAGCCAAUCAUCUCAUUGGAAGACCGUGACAUCACAGUAACAGCCAGUCAUCAACCAGGAGAUGCAUUUGAAACUGGUCGGACAUCAGUCAGCUACACAGCUGUAGAUUCAUUGGGAAAUGUAGGAUUCUGCAAUUUCAGCAUCAUUGUCACAGGAUUCCCUUUCAAUCAGUUCACACGGACAGAGGGAUUUUUCCUCCCCGGUCAAGAUGAUCUUAUUUUGUUGCUGGAUGUGGAGCAAUGCCUCCGAGCCUGUAUUAUGGAGACAACGUUUGUAUGUCGCUCUGUUGACAUCGAUGACCAGGGAAAAUGUCGUCUCAGUCAGUCAGUCGACGAUGACUUCUUGGCCGUGCUUGCCAGUAAUGCUGCCUUCACUUACUAUAAGAGGUUAAUGGGUAACUCUAUUGCAUUAGUGGGAUGUCCGAAUGAUAUCAACCGACCAGCCGAUACAGGGAAAGCCUCUGCAACUAUAAGUUGGCUUGAACCUACCGUUGAAUCCGCACAGGGCAUGUCAUCUCUCACAGUCACCCACCCAUCUGGCUCUCAGUUCACCUUGGGGAAGACAAGAGUGGUGUAUACAGCCACAGACAACAUGGGCUUUACUGCAACAUGUAGUUUCUUAAUUACUAUUGAAGACAAUGAGAGUCCGCUAAUAAGGUAUUGCCCAGAGUCUAGUAUCCAUCUCACCCAAGAGAAAGAAGAUGUAAGAGUAUCUUGGAUUGAACCAACUGCAACGGACAACUCGGGAUCUGUCCAACUUCGGAGCAAUUACAAGCCUGGAGACUGGUUCUCGCUCGGCUCCACCAAAGUCACAUACGUUGCUCAGGAUGAAGCAGGGCACCAAGCUGAAUGUUCAUUUGAAAUAGUAGUACAAGAAAUCCCAGACUCCCACUAUCUAUCUAUUAUACUGGUUCUACUCAAUUUUGCCUACACGGAUGCUCUGCAAGAUAACACCUCCAAACAGUUUCAGGCAUUGUCAUCAGCGAUUGUAAACGAUCUGGUGAGGGUGUUUGCUGAUGAUGACACAAUGCUUGGUAGUCACAUAGACAAGUUUGGGGCAGAGGAAGGUGGCGUAGUUGCCUACACUGGUAUUGGAUUCUCAAUUAUUUUGAGCCUCGAGGACCAACAUAACCGACUUGAUACGGUUUUAAACGCCAUACAAAGUGGUGAACUUACCAACGUGGCAGAGGCGCAAUUGGAAAAUGAGGAUGGAUCUAAAGAAGUUUUAGAUGAAUGUGUGACGUUACCGUGUCCGAAAGAUAUGACGUGUAAAGCUGAAGGGAGGAGGUGCACUGCAACCUGUCAAGAUAAUACUGGCUAUUGUCUCAACGAUGGUGUAUGUGGGAUAGACGCUCAAAACCUUGUCAUUUGCUACUGUAGGAGCCCAAACAUUUACGGCACAAGAUGUCAGAUGACUGUGUCCCUCACAGGGAAGCAGCUUGUGUUUGUCAUCCUAGGUAUCAUCUGGGUGUUCAUGCUGAUCUUUGCCAUCACUGCAUAUAUCAUUGCACUCAUCCGCAGGAAACAUACUAAACAAAUGAUGGAACUUAAAUCUGCUACCAAUGGGAAAAAUCAAGCUGUUAAUCUAAGCAUCGUCACUAAAAAUAAUAAUAGAAAUGAGACUGAUGACAGCUUUUCCGGCCAGAAAAAAGAGGGGGAAAGUUCAGAUUCUGAAUUUGAUAUAACAAGUAAUACAGAGCAACCGAGGAACUGGAAUGAUACAAAUCACUCCUCCAUUUAUGUGGACCAGAGGCUUUAUUCUAAUAAUACAUCUACCACCCCCGACAGUGGGACAGUUAUUGCUAGUUUCCAGGGUACAGAUCAUUCUACCGAACUGCAGAUACACGACAGUAAUCUUACAGGCACGAGUACACAGUUGAACUUGGAAAGCACUGCUCUGGCCGAUGAUGCAAUUCCUCCGGAUUUGACAUCCUCCUAUGAUGGCACGAUAAGCAAUCCUGUCUUUGAAUGUGACGAGUACAAUGAAAGCGCAUCAAAUGAAGUAAGGAUUGCGGCUGAUGGUGGCGGGACUCAAACGCCGCUUGGAGCGAAACCACCAAGCUUAGUUAGCAGAUCAUCACAUUUUGCUUCAACUAACUUUGGGGAGGAGGGAAAUUUUAUCAUGCUGGACGAUGAAGAUGAGUCGCUUAUUAUUUGAAAAUAUUCAUAGAAGUGCACGCAAAACUACAUGGCUUAUUUUAUGCUGAAAUGUAAAUCCUUCUAUUAGUAUUGAUGAAUACCUUGAUGGUCUCAGUAUUUACAUUUAUUGAUCAACAUAAGUCUUUAUUGAGAAAAAUGACAGUCAACUUGUAUUCUGUAUUGAUUACUCUUCUUAAACAAAUAUUUGACAACAUAAAAUCAGCUUAGGAUGGUGGGUAUUUUACAAUUUUUAACUUUACAUUGUAAAAGAAAAAUUGAUAACCCUGGGAAAACUAUAUACAUUUUUCUGUUAAUUGAGAGUUCCCCUCUUCUGCAUUUGGGGGCGAGGGUAUUACUGUUGGAAAGCAGGCAGUGAGAAAUAGCUUAAAGUCUUUAGCUCUAUAGAAAUGGUAAUCGUGAUAGUAUUACUGAAGCCUAAAUAUUUGUAGAACCUGUCUGUACCCAGUUUUGGGGUGUGAGUUCACUCACAGGUCAUCAGGGACUGUAGGUAAAAAAUGGGCUCAGCCAAGCCCAUUGAAUCGUGUAUUUAAAAAAAACCAUUCCAACAUGUAAAAUUUUGUUUUUGCAAAUCAGUGGUGAACCAAUGUGGCAAGUGCCAGAAAGCUUCAUUACAUAGGUGUGUGUGUCCAAGGAACUUCUUUUCAUUUGGUCGACAAUAUUGGAAAAAGAAUUUUGUCCCCUAAACAAAUUUGUUUACCUGUAACCGUUCUUGCUUACGUCCCGCCAUACAUUUGUUCAAAUGGUGUCCUUGACUUGAGGUUUGAUGAAAGUUUCAGUUUUGAACUGAGGACCUCUCUGGGGACUCUUCUUGUUGAGCUGAUCAUCAGUUCAAAACUAUUGAAGUUCCAUUCGGAGAUUGCGUUAAUUAAUUGUGAUUGUAUGACAAUUAUCCGAGAUAAAUUGUAUUAUUAACCAAGUACUGAGUUUAAACUAAAAUUUUAAAAGAAAUGUUUUUAUAGGAAAACUGCUGUUUGAACUGCUGGCUUUUCCUUUACAAAGGAUUGUAUAAAGUUAUGUACUUUAGUUGUGAUUAUCAGGCUAACUAUCUGAGGUGCAUUUUGUAAUUCAACUAGAAAAGCUUGAAUUAUUCAGACCAUUGUCCUGAAAAAUGAAAUGGUAUUCAGCCUUGCUUGUAAGUCAGCAACAGCAAUACUUAUGUAAAGCAUUUCAUGUGGAUAAAUAUAAUGUUAUUCUAAAACAUGGGACGAAACUUGCUUUCUGUUACAAGGCAGGCCUUUAAUUACUCUGAAGAAUGGCCUCUGUUGUCCUGGUCUUAGCCUCGGUGCCCCUUAAAAAAAUGUCCAACAGACUUGAGACUUUAAGAUUUUCCAAUGGAUGUGUCCUUUGCCUUUCCUUUUCUCUAAAAAAGGAAUUCCAGACCUUGAAAGGGCAAGCUAACGAAAGUAACAUUCAGGGGCCAUUCAGUAUUGUCAAUGUUUAAAUAUUAAAUAUUUUUAGAUGACGGAGGAAAACUCCACUGACGUUGUACUCGAUAAUGUUGCAAGCACUACCCAUGCCUAUUAAUGAUGAAAUAAUUAUAAAAUGUGACCAACCGUCGUUUCAAAACGUAUACGAAAUUAGAUAGACUAUCUAGUGUUGUUUCUAUUGAGAAAUCCAUUUCAUUGACACUGUCACAUAACCAAUUGGGGAAAUAGUUUAAGUCAGAGAAUAGACUCUAAAGUGUAGAUUCGUGAUUACAAUGUACUCGCCUUCGGCUUGUACAUUCUAUUCACGAAUCUACACUUUCUCGUCCAUUCUCCUUAACUUCACGAAACACUUAUUGAACCCAUUCUGGGAAUUAUCCCGAGUUUAGAGGAUGAGCAGGAAUACAGUUUACUUUAAAAUCACACCGAAAGCAAUGGUUAAAUGGUUUAAAACUGUUGCAUUGAUAAUGAUUUUGCAUGACUAAGUAUUCAGUUAUUCACCAUAUUCUCAAAAACAUAAGCACAUAAAGCAAUGUUCACAAAGUUAAUGUAUCAUGCACACUCAGUAAGUUAUGCAACAUCACAGAUUAAAAUCAACAUUUAUAUCUCUAGUAUUUUGUACCCUUUUUGUACCAUUACAUGUACUACUUAUAUUUAUUAUCAAAAUAUCCACCACAAAUAAUCAACUUUUGCUCAACUUAAGCGUAACAUUCUAUUAUUUAAUCACGUUAUUCAUUUAUACCUUUUAAAUUUGUUUAUCCAAGUAAAAUGAAAUUUGUGUAUUUUUUGAAUGAAAUAUUAUCCAAACCUCAACAUUUAAUACUGAACCUCAAUUACUUGCCCAUAACAAACAGGGGUCAGAGAGUCAUUUCUUACAAAAAGGUCUGAAACUAGAACAUUUAGGAGAUAUGCUGAAAUAAUACUCUUUGUCCACCUUUUGAUAACCCUGAAAUAUUUGAGAACAGUGCUUGAAAUUAAAUCAAAGGGCAGAUUUAUUUAUUAAAUCUGAGGAAAAUAAAAGCAAUUUCUUUUCAGCUGGCAAUAAAAUAAGAACUUUGAAAUCUGA